Erpetoichthys calabaricus (reedfish) is the source of this 1638-nucleotide messenger RNA. RefSeq names its product asialoglycoprotein receptor 1-like. The transcript is spliced from 9 exons. Lineage: Eukaryota; Metazoa; Chordata; Cladistia; Polypteriformes; Polypteridae. Bases 80 to 994 code for a protein of 304 amino acids. The record is from RefSeq and is a predicted model, not a curated record.
ACAAGAUCACACGGGCAGUCAACAUCCAGCAACUAGCUAGAUUGUGUCAUUGUAAAGAAGAAAAUCUUCUAAGUUCUCCAUGGCUUUGGAGCAUCAGCCUUGUGACAUUUGGUUGAAACCAAGACGACAGCCACUCUGGACCUUGUCCUUACAUGACAGAGCAGGAGCUAAUCUCCACUCUCAGUCUCCUGAUUCAGCACCAGGACGUCCUCCUCGUUGCAUCUCCUGGGCCCUCCUUCUGAUCUUGUUCUUGGAUGUGUUUCUGUUGACAACUGCUCUUGCAUUAUUGUUAUGUCUAUCAAAUGAGCAACGGAUCAUGCAGAAGAAUGUCUCCAAUUCGAUAGUGGAAGUUCAAGCCAUGCUUGCAAAAUCAGAAGCAGAAAUCUUCCCUGGAUUAAGUGAGCGGCUUUUGUUACAGCAAGAAAACAUUUCCUACUACAGGCAGGUCCUGGAUAAUAUGUCUGACUUCCGGGCUGAAAGAGAUCUGCAAAGCAUAAUAGAAAUACUACCACGGAAACAUAUCUGCCAGCAGAACAAGAAUGGAGAAGUGUCCUCCUGUUUUCCAUGUGGUACUAAUUGGCUGGCUUUUAAAGAGAACUGUUACUACUUUGUAUUGGAGAGAAAGGACUGGUACAGUUCCAAAGAGUUCUGUGCAAACCACAAAGCCACAUUAGUUGUUAUCAACAGUGAAGAAGAGCAGGACUUUAUCACUGAGCAACAUAACUCCGAGUUUUUCUGGAUUGGGCUAAGCGACACUGAAGAAGAAGGUGAAUUCAAGUGGGAGGAUGGAACAAACUUCACGACCACAACAACGUUCUGGAGAGCAGAUCAACCAGAUAAUUUCCUUGAUAACGAAGACUGCAUCUCACGAGAUCCCAAUGAAGGCACCUGGAAUGAUGUACCCUGUAGCUACAAUUAUUUCUUCAUCUGUGAAAGGACAACCCUUUUACUUGAUGAUAUAAAAAUGCAGUUAACAGUGACACAUAAUAUUUAAGGCUGAAUUGUGCUGAAAAAGUUGAAAGUUAAAACUUACUGUGUCUACUGCUGAUGUUGCCACUGAAAAAUAUUUCUGAUAUUGCAUACUUCAAUAAAUGACUUGUGAAUCCUUUAUAUUCAUUAGUGAUUUUGCCAGCAUAUCAAAUGUCACAAUACACAGAGAUGACUGAAUUACUUAUUUAUUGGUGUUUUGUAAAUGUCAUUAACACCAAAAGAAGCCUUUGUUAAGUUCUUGUUACAUAAAACUAAACGAGUAAUGGAUGCAUUUUUGCAGUACUUAAACUAAAGUGUUACCAAAGUUAAAAAUCACUGUCUCUCUGUAAUCAGAAUAUAAGUUUGAUAUGUCACAGUACUCUGUGCAAAUAUUUUAAAUCUACUUUUCCUUUCUACUCACAAUUACAGCUAACAGAAAGCCAGAUUUAGCACAUAGGAGUUCACCAGAGAAGAACUGCUAGGCAAGCUUUUUAAGACAAGACAAGUUAAGGACAACUGUGAAAUGGGCCUUGUACUAUUUCUGUGUGUCAGAGUCAGCAUGACAUUUGAUCUUCUUUUCCUUGUUUGGAAUGGCAUGAGUCAUCUAAGUGGGGGCCUGCACAUGGCAAAAAUGUCAGACUCUACACAAGGUCUUGUCAUGGCUUCCUC